Molecule: messenger RNA, 2268 nt
Organism: Cryptomeria japonica (Japanese cedar)
Lineage: Eukaryota; Viridiplantae; Streptophyta; Pinopsida; Cupressales; Cupressaceae
Product: heat shock cognate 70 kDa protein
Exons: 2
Coding region: 122-1987 (621 amino acids)
Biological process (GO): protein refolding; cellular response to unfolded protein
Cellular component (GO): cytoplasm
Molecular function (GO): ATP-dependent protein folding chaperone; ATP binding; misfolded protein binding
Source: RefSeq, a predicted model, not a curated record
CCUAGCUAUUAUACAGAUGAGCACCACAUUGCAAAUACAUUCUUACUUCGUUGAAUCAACAGUUUGCAGGCCGCCCCAGUUUGCAUUUCAAAAGAGAGAACCAGAAGACAGCUCAUAGAGUAUGGAAGGAAGGGGGAGAGGCAGGGGGAGGGGGAGGGAGCAAGUGAAGGCCAUUGGAAUAGAUCUGGGUACAAGCUACUGUUGUGUUGCGGUAUGGCAGUCGCACCAUAACAUGGCUGAGAUCAUUGUUAAUGAGCAAGGAAACAGAACCACUCCUUCCAUGGUUGCUUUUACCCAAUCCCAGAGACUUAUUGGCGAUGCUGCUAAGAACCAGAUUGCAACCAAUCCUGUCAACACUGUCUUUGAUGCUAAGAGACUCAUUGGAAGGCGCUUCUCUGAUUCUUGUGUGCACGAUGACAUCAAAUUCUGGCCAUUUACUGUCAUCCAAGGGAAGGAUGAUAAGCCUGUCAUCCAAGUGACUCACAAAGAAGAAACUAAGUUAUUUGCGCCUGAAGAGAUCUCGUCCAUGCUGCUCAUGAAAAUGAAGACCAUUUCUGAAAGAUAUCUUAAGUACGAGGUGAAGAAUGCGGUUAUUACUGUGCCUGCUUAUUUUAAUGAUGCGCAGAAGAGGGCCACAAAGGAUGCCGGUAAGAUUGCAGGCCUCAAUGUCAUGCGAAUAAUUAACGAGCCAACGGCUGCAGCUAUAUCUUAUGGCUUCCAUGAUGCAUUCACUGGAGAAAAAAACGUUGUCGUCUUCGAUUUGGGUGGAGGUACGUUUGAUGUGUCAGUUUUGUCUGUUCAAAAGGGUAAGAUUGUCGUCAAGGCUGUUAAUGGGGAUAUGCAUUUGGGAGGUCAGGAUUUUGAUAACAGAAUGCUUAAUUACUGUGUUCAAAAGUUCAACACAAAAUACAAGGUGGAUAUGAGUAAGAGUGCCAAAGCUCUUCGAAGGCUUCGUUCAGAGUGCGAAAGAGCAAAGAGGAAUUUGUCCUCUGAGGAAGAGACUGUCAUCGACAUUGACUGUCUUUAUAAGGAACAUGAUUUUUCUGUAAAGGUUAGCAGAGCCAAGUUUGAGGAGCUGAACGCCGACUUAUUUGAGAAGUGCAUAGAAAUAGUGAGAGAAUGCAUACAUGAUGCUCACAUGAGCAACGAUCAAAUCGACGACAUUGUACUAGUGGGAGGUUCGUCACGUAUUACAAAGCUGCAAGAAUUGCUGAGACAAAAUUUUGGGCAGGAAGAGGUAUGCAACAAAGUAAACCCCGACGAGGCGGUUGCUUAUGGCGCAGCCGUGCAGGCGGCAGCAUUGAACAAUGAAGAUGUGACCCUUGCGCUCACGGAUGUCACACCUUUGAGCCUUGGAACUGAAACUGACGGUGAUGCAAUCACCGUAGUUGUUCCUCGAAAUACCCCAAUUCCCACUCAGAGGGAGAACUAUUUCACUACAGCCUGUGAUAAUCAGACUAGUGUGAGUGUUGGUGUCUAUGAAGGAGAGAGAGCAUUGAUCGCACAAAACAAUUUGCUGGGCGAAUUCGAUUUGAGUGGAAUUCCGCCAGCCAGAUGUGGGGUGCCAAGUGUAAAAGUUUGCUUCAAAAUAAGCGAGGAUGGUAUUCUCACAGCUUCUGCAGAGGACGAGGGUAGCGGAGCAAGUAAAGAGAUCACAAUAACCAACGCCGGUGGAAGAUUGAGCAAAGAGGAGGUAAGUAAAAUGAUAGCUAAUGCAGAGAAAUUUCGAGAGGAUGAUGAAAAAGUUAAAAAGAAGAAUAUGGCCAGAAAGAGUUUGGAGCACUUCAUUUACAACAUGAAAAGCAGGGUAACUGAAGCCAAGAAAAAACAUAAUAUCAAGACAUCUGCUGCGGAAGACGUGCUGUCGACACUGAAUAGUGCUGAAGAAUGGUUGGACGACAAUGAGGAGGCAGAAGCUUGUGAAUUUGAAAACGAGUUGAAAGAACUCCAGUUUCAUCGGAUGCCUCAUUUUACCAGGAAUCUCUGAGAUAUCAAAGAAGCUCAAUUCCUCUUUGAUUCAUAACAUUUCAAUCCAUCAAGUUGUUGUCAUUUCUAGUUAUUCUAAGUAUGGUAAAUAAUUUUGUGAAAGAAAAAAAAAAUGUAUGUGAAUGUUUAAGCUUCAACCUCAUAUGAAACACAUUUUGUAGAUAUACAAUAUGUAUGUAAAGAUCUUAUUUUACCUUUAUGAUUAAAGAGAUCUAUAUUGUUUGAUUGUAAGUUGUUGACUUAUGUAGAUUUUGGCCAGACUAUUGCUUUCAAAAUAAUAUA